AUUGUCAUCACAUUCUUAAUAUGCGCUGUUCCUGAAAGAGGAACUUUUAUUCGACAUGCACAGCGGCUGAGAACACAUGCCUGAUUGAUAGCUGGGAGCAAUGAGUAGCAUAAGCUUGAAGGAUGUGAGUGCAGCAGUCAUGGUGGUGCUGCUGGUGUGUGUGAGCGAGUGUAAAUCAAUGCCAGAUCCCCGUCAGAGAGAGCAGAUGCUGCAGCAGGAGCUCUUACAGCAGAUCGGGGGAAACAUGGAGCUCAAUGAAGCCGAAAAGCGGAUGGAUUCACUGCUGUACAUGCUGAAGAUGAAGGAAAUCACCCUUUCACCUUUCCCACCGGCCAAUCACUUCUUCAAAGUGCGGCACAUCAUACAGCAAAGCCCGAUAUUCAAACUGCUGCAGAAAAUGCCAAAAGGUGCUGCCCUUCACAUCCAUAACUCUGCUAUGGUGAGUGUUGAUUGGCUGCUGAACGCCACAUACAGGCCUAACUGCUACAUCUGCUUCACUUGGGACGGAUCGGUUCGGUUCAUGUUCUCCACCAGUACACCCUUUCCGCGCUGGGGAUGCUCUUUUUGGAAACGGCUAGACAUUUUAAGAGCCAGUCUUGGUGAUGUCACUUCCUUUGAUAACAGCUUGAUGCGUAAUCUAACGCUUUUUACGGAAGACCCGGAGACGUCUUAUCCCACACAGGACUAUAUAUGGAAGCGGUUUGAGAAGAUUUUCAUUGCUCUGUCUGGGCUGAUCACAUAUGCUCCUGUCCUGAAGGAUCACAUCUACCAGGGUUUGAAAGAGCUUUAUGAAGACAACAUCAUGUAUGUGGAGCUGAGGAUUGGACAGGCCAAGGCAUAUGAACUGGACGGCACUACCCAUGACAGAGCGUGGACUAUCGAGGUCUACAGAAACAUCACUGAGCAGUUCAGAGCAAAUCAUCCAGACUUUAUAGGAACUCGUGUAAUCCUCUCCGCUCACAGGUCUUCUAGUGUGUCUCGAGUGAAGCAGGCUGUGCAGGAGGCCAUUGAGAUGCAGAGAAAAUAUCCAGAGAUUGUUGCAGGAUUUGACCUGGUUGGUCGUGAAGACACCGGAGGGUCAAUCUGGUAUUUUCGGGAUGCUUUAUCACUCCCUUCAGAGUCACAACUUCCGUACUUUUUCCACGCUGGAGAAACAGAUUUGGAUGGGACCGAUGUGGACAGGAAUGUGUUAGACGCUCUGCUGUUUAACACCAGCCGUAUCGGACACGGUUUUGCAAUUGUUCAUCAUCCCGUAGCAAAACAGCUCUCCAGGAGCAGGAGGGUGGCAGUGGAGUUGUGUCCCAUUUCCAAUCAGGUGCUAAAGCUGGUCUCAGAUCUGCGAAAUCAUCCAGCCGCGGUGUUAAUGUCUGACGGACAUCCUAUGGUGGUCAGCUCCGAUGAUCCCAGUUUAUUCGGGACCACAGGACUGUCCUAUGAUUUCUAUGAGGUGUUUGUCGGUAUUGGUGGAUUGAGUGCAAACCUGGGCACUCUAAAGGAGCUCGCUAUCAACUCAAUCAGGUACAGUUCAUUAUCAGCACAACUGCAGGAUAAAGCUAUGACCGUAUGGCAGGAAAAGUGGAACACAUUUAUAGCAGAAAACUCAUAACCAUGACAAAAACACUUUA
Danio rerio (zebrafish) is the source of this 1625-nucleotide messenger RNA. The record is from RefSeq and is a predicted model, not a curated record. Lineage: Eukaryota; Metazoa; Chordata; Actinopteri; Cypriniformes; Danionidae.